AUGAAAUUCGUCCUUGCCCUCGCCGCCGUCGUUGUUGUUGCCCUGGCCCAACGGCCGACCCCCUGGCCCGUGCCAGAUCUGCGACUACCUGAUUGCCCAGGCCGUCCACCACUUCCACAACAACAUCAACGACAAGGGAGCCCUUCUAACCCAGCUCACCCAGGAGUGCAACGAGCUCGGCCGCUACGAGGGUUGAAGGAUGCCGUCACCCAGUGCAAGGCCAUGGUUGCCGCCCAGAUUGACACCAUCUACGCUGAUCUGACCGCUGGAAAGGACCCGUGGCAGACGUGCUUCGAUCUGCAUGAGUGCUUCGGAACCGAGCCCACCCACGGAACUCGCCCCAGCCAGGGCCCCGAGGCCGUCGCCCGUGGAGCUCGCUAUUUC
Mesorhabditis spiculigera is the source of this 384-nucleotide messenger RNA. The record is from the annotation of a GenBank genome assembly. NCBI's taxonomy places the organism in Eukaryota, Metazoa, Nematoda, Chromadorea, Rhabditida, Rhabditidae.